Molecule: messenger RNA, 1479 nt
Organism: Ophidiomyces ophidiicola
Lineage: Eukaryota; Fungi; Ascomycota; Eurotiomycetes; Onygenales; Onygenaceae
Gene: LAT1
Product: pyruvate dehydrogenase complex dihydrolipoamide acetyltransferase component (E2)
Exons: 4
Coding region: 1-1479 (492 amino acids)
Biological process (GO): pyruvate decarboxylation to acetyl-CoA
Cellular component (GO): pyruvate dehydrogenase complex
Molecular function (GO): dihydrolipoyllysine-residue acetyltransferase activity
Source: RefSeq, a predicted model, not a curated record
AUGGCUUCUGCUGCCGCCAUAUCGCGAUCCUCAGGGCGCCUGCUUCUCUCAAGGUCGGCCUCUGCUUUACGGGAAUCGCGAAAUCUAUGCAGGCUACGAGAUGCCUCGCGGUCACAAGCACCUAUCUUUGCCUCUCUCGCCCGAUACUAUGCCUCCAAAUCAUAUCCUCCUCAUACCGUUAUCAGCAUGCCGGCGCUCUCACCCACAAUGACGGCAGGUAACAUCGGAGCGUGGCAGAAGAAGGCCGGGGACACGCUGGCGCCGGGUGACGUUUUGGUGGAGAUUGAAACAGACAAAGCGCAAAUGGAUUUUGAGUUUCAAGAGGAGGGCGUUCUUGCAAAAAUUCUUAAGGAUGCAGGUGAAAAGGACGUUGCCGUUGGGAAUCCCAUUGCUGUGAUGGUUGAAGAGGGUACAGAUGUCAGCCAAUUUGAAUCAUUCUCCCUCGAAGAUGCGGGUGGUGAUAAGAAACCUUCGGAGGGUGCGCAGAAAGCCCCGGAGUCAUCAAAGGCGCCUGAGCCUGAGACCGAAGCCCAAUCUUCUGCGCAAGACGAAGCUGCCCCCGCGGCGCAAGAGCCAGAUGUGACUGGCGAACGUUUGCAGCCUGCCAUUGAUAGGGAGCCCUUCAUCAGCCCUGCCGCCAAGGCUCUUGCUCUCGAGCGCGGAGUCUCGAUUAAGGGUCUUAAGGGCACAGGCCCCGGAGGGCGAAUUACACAGGCGGAUAUCGAAAAGCAGCAGCCUGCAGCCACGGCCGGCGCUGCUGCUGGCCCUACGUAUGAAGAUGUUCCCGCCUCUUCGAUGCGAAAGGUCAUUGCCAAUCGCCUCACGCAAUCCAUGAGAGAGAACCCUCAUUACUUUGUCUCCUCGACCUUGUCGGUCACCAAACUUCUCAAGCUUCGACAGGCCAUGAACUCCGCCGCCAACGGCAAAUACAAACUCUCCGUCAACGAUUUCCUAAUCAAGGCAUGCGCCAUCGCCCUGCAGCGAGUCCCCACUGUCAACUCGGCCUGGAUUGAGCAGAACGGCCAGGUCGUGAUCCGUCAGUACAACACUGUUGAUAUCAGCGUCGCCGUUGCCACUCCAGUUGGGCUCAUCACCCCCAUCGUCAAGGGUGUACAGGGCAUUGGCUUGGAGAGCAUUUCACGCCAAGUGAAAGACCUUGGCAAGCGCGCGCGCGACAACAAAUUGAAGCCCGAAGAAUUCAACGGAGGCACGUUUACCAUCAGCAACAUGGGCAUGAAUCCCGCCAUUGAGCGAUUCACGGCCGUGAUUAAUCCUCCCCAGGCCGCUAUUCUCGCCGUCGGUACCACGCGAAAGGUCGCCGUGCCUUUGGAGACCGAAGACGGGACUGAAGUGCAAUGGGAUGACCAGAUCGUUGUGACAGGAAGCUUUGAUCACAAGGUCGUCGACGGUGCAGUGGGAGCCGAGUUCAUGCAGGAGCUGAAGCAAGUGGUUGAGAACCCCCUCGAACUAAUGCUAUGA